AAGAAAAAAAAAAUGACAGAAAGACUAUGGUUAGGAAAUGACGGGAAAUAUCAAGUAUAUGCUUCCUAUGUGUGCCUAUUCCAAGAUAAAAAAGUAAAGCUCCGAAAACCAAAUGGUGCAGUGAUUGCUGUUCCUUUGAAUUUACUCUGUGAAGAAGACAUUGCCUUCAUAGCAACACAAUCAGGUCAUUUAAAGAAUGACUCUAUGAUACAAAACGAUCGCCAAAAGAACGAAAAAUAUAUACUACCUACAUUGCAACUGAGUUCCUCACCUGAAUACUCUAGCUCAGAAGGCACAGUUUCAACUGUUGCUAGCAAUAAGGUAUAUAGUGAACAGCGCCUACUAAGUUCGUCAGAGACGCUACAGCAGGUGGUUCCUGUUUCGAAUCAUCAGCAAGUUCGACAUAUGAGCCCUGACGAAUCGAAAAGAAUGAUGCCAAAACGAUCUUUUUCUUCCAUGACAGAACAAUUUAAACGUCAAACGUUCAUUGACAGUCCUUUGACGGAUGCUCACAGCUUGGCUUACCUUCCCAGUAAAGUGAUUGGAGGUUUAUUAUCAUUUUUAGAUACUCGAUCAAGACUUCGCCUGUCUAUGGUCAACCGUCGACUUCAUCGACUUGUAUUUCGACCAGAGACAUGGACAUCUGUUUGGUUCUCUCACCAUGACAAUGGCAUGAUUGAUGAUGCCUUUCUAUACAGACUAGCUGUGUUUCUUCAAAGGCGUGAUUUACACAAUGCGAUCAAGCAUAUGAUCUUGGAUGGAACCAAUGUGACCGCAUCCUCUAUCUUAUUGGUCGUUAAGCACCUUGAAAAUGUGGAAACACUAUCGAUCCAGUCGUGUUGGAAGAUACACACAUACGAACUGGCUACAGAACUCACUCGUCUAGCAAAAUCAUCCAAGCGAUACAGCUGCAAAAUAUCUCGGGUAACAAUUGGCAAGGUGCUUCAUCGAGGGCCCACUCAGUUGGAGCAACAUGAAGCACCUUUAGAUAGCAAAUCAUUUGGACAAGAUAUCUGGUACAUCAAUGCUGGAUUGAACAGACUCUCGAAUAAGAAUGUUGUGUUUGAUGUAGCUCUCUGUAAUACUUGCCACGUUGGUGCUGCUGGUCAAGAGUUUCAUUGCAUAUCCUGUGGAAUAUUACCAUUGUUUAAAUGUGCAGGCUGUGCUCCUCGUUGUGAUAGAUGCGGAAGUAGAAGCUGUGGAUUACCUACCUGUACAGAUCCUAAACUGAAGGUGGAUGUGACUCAAUGUGGUCGAUGUCGUCUGCCUCUAGCUUUGUGCAAUGAUAUCUCAAGUGCCAGUUGUCAACAAGCUCGUCAACCGUGUGCUCAGUGCCAUGGCUUAUUCCAUGUUCGCUGUAGAACAAACGAUGGCGCAUAUACCUCUAACCAGUGCUCAACAUGUGGAACAGUGGCCUGCCCUAACUGUGAGCUGAUUAUAUGUGCAGGAAAGUGUAAAGGCCAAUGGUGUAGACAUUGUGUUACAAACGUCAAUAUUGCCCACUGCAAGUGUAUUGUUAUUCAUGGCAAGGCAAACCAUGCCACCAAGACACUUGGUAAAAGAUUUGUCUGUGGACAAUGUCAAAGGACAUGUCGGUGUGGUAUCGGUCAUUUUUGUGAUAGAUGUUUACAAGUUCAUUCAGAAAAGUGCCAACCAAGCUAAAUAUCCCAUGCACAACAUAAUAUACCCCACUUUAUAUCAUAUUAUCUGAUUCGCUCGAUGUACAGAAUAAGAUCAUCUCAUAACUUUCUUCAAGCGUGGGACCCAACAGAAAUUGUUAUUAAAAAAAAUGGCGUCUUUUUACCUAAUAAAAAAGCGUG
Messenger RNA from Rhizopus microsporus ATCC 52813, 1820 nucleotides. RefSeq lists its product as uncharacterized. The transcript has 2 exons. Gene Ontology annotation, molecular function: ubiquitin binding; cytoskeletal protein binding; protein-macromolecule adaptor activity. NCBI's taxonomy places the organism in Eukaryota, Fungi, Mucoromycota, Mucoromycetes, Mucorales, Rhizopodaceae. The record is from RefSeq and is a predicted model, not a curated record. Bases 13 to 1662 code for a protein of 549 amino acids.